Messenger RNA from Wasmannia auropunctata (little fire ant), 3420 nucleotides. RefSeq lists its product as uncharacterized. The record is from RefSeq and is a predicted model, not a curated record. Lineage: Eukaryota; Metazoa; Arthropoda; Insecta; Hymenoptera; Formicidae. The transcript has a single exon. Bases 1 to 3420 code for a protein of 1139 amino acids.
AUGAACGAUGAAAUAAUCUCAAAGUCCAAUGUCGGCAGCAACAUUCCCUUCGCCGACGAGGAUGCGAUCAAUGUGGACGGCGGCGGCGGCGGCGUCUCUCGCCCGGUCACUUCAUGGAUCACGUCGAAAGGGUUGACGAACGCCGAGAGGGACACGUGUUCGCGGAACGUGCAGAGCUUCACGACCUUCCGGGUUUCCGGUUUACCGGCGAUUGCUAGGCGGGACCUGUCGGCGUCCGACGACGGCAAGAUGCUCAAUCAUCGGCGGGAGUCGUCUCAGCAACGUUAUGCCCGUCAAUCGUCCGCUCCGAAGACAGGUCAAAGCGAAGAGAUCGAAAGCGCUUCGUCGCGCUUCGAGAACGCGGUGAUAAAAUACCAGAAGCUGAAGGCACGUCCCAAGCGACAGAUCAGUCGAGAGUGUCAGCAACAGCAGCAGCAGCAGCAACAGCAGCAACAUAGCAAUUACUCGAGCAGUGACGAGAGUAUCGCGAGAAACAAGUCGAAGAGCACCAGCUCGAUCGACACGCAGUCGGUGAACAAUAUUUUGGACGAAUACGAGGAUCUCGAUUAUCGUAGAUCGUCGGAUCUCAGUGAUGUCGGUAACAUCAGCGUGACAAAUUUCGAGGCGAUAAUGAUGGAUCAGCAGAAACGACAGCAGGUAAAGUCGAGGCAGGCGAGGUCAUCGUCCAGCGCGAAGAUGCAAACUAAGUCCAUCCCGACGAGAGAAAAAAUUCAAUCGGUGCUGAAGGUGAACCAGCAGACACAAGUGAGACAGCGUUCGCGGGACAGGCAGAGGGACACUAACAAGGGACACCAGCAAGAUAUCUGCUGUGUUCCGCCGCCGGUUGCAAUGGACGCGAUUGAGAGCGGUCGCUCGAAAAUGCCUGAGAUCUUGCUGCGCAAAGGGGAGGUCCAGAAGAGGGUGGACGAAUGGUUGAAUCAAGCGCACAGCCAAAACUUUCCGGUAGCUCCUCGUGAAAAACCCCUGACCAGGUCCAACAGCAGCGCCGAGCAGAAGAGCCAGCGAAAGUACCGUGGCCAGGAUUCGCGGUCUCGGUCAUCGAUCGACGAGGCGCGGGACAGAUUGAACGGAGGCACCUCGUCGAGUUACGACGAUCUGACCCGCGUGAAUCGCAGAUUGGAGCGCGCCAGGCCGGAGAAGGUGAACGUCGGCGUGAACACUAGUAGAGGCACGUACAAAGAGUACUUGGCGGUGAGGAGUAAGCAGCAGGAUUACGGCUUCAGCGCUCAGUCGAAUAUCACGUCAUCGAGAUCCGGUGACUCCAAUCCGACCUCUAGGAUCCCUCAGAGAGGACCUCUUGGUUCGAGUUUCAAGUCCAGGCAUGCCGAAGCGAAUCUUGAAGAGAAAACCAUAGCCGCGAGUAGAAUUAUGAAUUCGGCGAAGGCGACGGGCGAGUCUGAUUACGGUAGGACGAACAUUAACAACAGUUCGAGGAUGAUCGAGAUAUCGACCGGUACGACGUCGAUGAUGACGACGACGAUGACGACAACAUCGUCGAUAAUUUCCUACAGAAGGCCGUCGCUGAAGCGUUCUGGAAACGGCGUGGAUGAAAACUGUGCGACGGCGGCAGCAGCGGUGGUGCGCUCACUUGUUAAGGAGGAGAUGGACCCGUCGCGCGAGCCGGGCCCCUCGAAGGGCCUACCGUUGCCCGGAGGCAGCAGCCUCAGUGACCAAGGCAAGCCGAUCUCACCAAAUAAGGACGGAGAAAGUAGGCGGCCGGCUGCUACGGCGAGCGGGCCGACGCCGCGACCCACCGCCGCCGCCGAUAAAGCGGUCGAGGCGGCCUGUAAAUCGACGGAAGUGUCGAGAUGCGCCGCGAACUAUUCUCGAGGUAGCUCGUCGAGGAUCGCUUCGCUGGCGGAAUCUGACCGCGUCGUCGCGAUCGAAUCGCCGCGACGGCGACUUCAGUUUUGCAGCGACGCCAGAAGGGAGCCCAGAUCGGUCGAUCAAUCGCGGCAGGAGCAACCGAUUUAUGGCUCGGCCGUUAGCGCUCGUGUGCGGGCUCUUCAAGGUCAAGUGGAGUCGCGUACUCCGAGAUCCAGGUGUCACCAGGGUGUCGCAGGGGCGUCGAUGGAGGUUAGAAGGCCACUGAUCCUGCCGCGCAAGGAUCUUGGUGCGUCUCCCUCGCGAGACGCUGGAUCGCAAGAUCGAGCGAAAAUGUCAAUUAGCGCACCUUCGUCGAGUUUCAAGCCAAAUAAUCGAGCCUACACCGCGAUCAGUGAAUCGCAGCAACAUCAGCCGAAUGAGCAGAACGCCACAAGACCCAAGAUUGCUGUCUGCGAAAACGUUCCGUCUGUCAGAGCAACGCGUUAUGCCUCUCCUGAUCACGUGGAGAGGAUCUAUGAACGUAGUCUACAACCGCAAGUGAUCCACGCAGAUGAUCUCGAAUCAAUUCUUCGACCUUCUCUGCAAGCGUCGCCUUACGGUGAAAAGAUCGGCGUUUCUAGAGAUCGAGAGUCAGCUGUCAAAGAAACGUCAUCGACGCUCGUCGAGGACGACACGUUCGACAGGAUCGGCGAGCUGCGACACGAGCAUCUCGAGACUAUCGAGGAGGACGAGCGGAAGAGCGAAGGCUCGGCCCGCAGGUAUCCGGAGAUCGGGUUGAAGCAGUGUCUGAAGGUGCAGAAGAGUCUGCCGAACGGCAGGUCGAAAGAAUCGGCGGACAAGAGGAGGGACAAUCCGAUUUAUGUUAAGUGGAAUCAACAGCAGCCGGUUGUUCUUAAUGAGCCCGCGAGAACUUUCGCCACUUUUCAAUCAGCGUCAUCCUGCCAGAGUAACGUUAAAUCGAGUGUCACGUCUCGAUCUCCGGAGGUACAAGAGUCCAGAGGUCACGAAGAGAUUAGACAAGAUCCAGACGCGUCGAUGACAAUCCUCCAGGAUCUCGUGGCCGGUUACGAGGACGCGUCGCGAGAGGAUCAGGACCAACUGACGAUGCAUUCGCGAGAGAACAGCAAUUUGUCGACCGCCACAAUUCCUGUGGAUGAACUGGAGAAUCAGGCGGGCUCGAGGCUGAAGACCGAGGAUGAUCCUUCCCGGAGUAAACUUCAGUUCGGUGAAAAGUUACAGGAAGACGCGACGAAGAACGCCGGCGACGAACGUGGUGCAGUGGUCAACGAAGUUCUCGUUAAGAAUCUGCAAUUUGAGCAGGAUCUGCCGGAAAAUCCGGUCGAGCAAACGAGACCGGAUCAUGUGGUGCAGCAGGUGAAUUUUCACAAUAUCUUGUGCGACGAUUAUGAAAACGAGAAAUUGAAGAAUAGGAAGAUGACGAAGGAGGAAAUGGAACAUCGGAGGCUAAUAGACAUGCUGAAGAGAGGAAACUUCGAGACGCUGAAACUGGUGAGUAACACUGUAAUUUUUUAUGUUAGGCUACUAAAUUGCAACAGUUCCAUGAUAUUAUGA